AUGGUCAACAUUUCGUCGCCUACCUCCAUUGACCAAGAGGACCAAACAGAACCACAAGCACUCACUCCGGCUCAAACGACAUCCACAGACCAAGAAAAAGCAACACCAAUAAGAUUGACAUCUUCUGAUCCUGGACAGUGGCCUGAUGUUCUUAAUGAUGCAGGAGAGAGAGAAGGUGCCCAUGAGCAAACCUCCACGACAGCCCCCAGAGGUCAAACCCAAACCCCAAAAGAGUCCAGCUGUUCCUGGGAACACGAGCUCCAGAAACUCUCCCAUCACCGCCACUGCUGCAGCCGCAUCAGCCUGCACCAAGGACCAGAGUGUUCCACAGGCCUCAGACUCUCUGAGGACGUCACCUGCUGA
This is a messenger RNA of Knipowitschia caucasica, 363 nucleotides long. The record is from the annotation of a GenBank genome assembly. NCBI's taxonomy places the organism in Eukaryota, Metazoa, Chordata, Actinopteri, Gobiiformes, Gobiidae.